Debaryomyces hansenii CBS767 is the source of this 1488-nucleotide messenger RNA. RefSeq names its product guanine deaminase. Gene Ontology annotation, biological process: guanine metabolic process. Lineage: Eukaryota; Fungi; Ascomycota; Pichiomycetes; Serinales; Debaryomycetaceae. Gene Ontology annotation, molecular function: guanine deaminase activity; zinc ion binding. Gene Ontology annotation, cellular component: cytosol. The transcript has a single exon. The record is from RefSeq and is a predicted model, not a curated record. Bases 1 to 1488 code for a protein of 495 amino acids.
AUGAGUGAAUCAAAUGAAGUUGACAUGGCUGCUAUGAAGCCUAUUCCAUACACUUUAUAUUAUGGUACAUUUAUACAUACCCCUAAUUUAGGAGAAUUGAAGGUGUGUCUUAAAACUUUGGUCGGAGUCAAUAAACUGGGAACAAUUGACUACAUUCAUGAGAAUUACGAUCAUGAUGGGCAAUCGGCUCUCGAAUUUUUUAAACAGGAAUUUAAGAAACAGGGGAACCAACUCGAUCCAAGCGAGUUGCACUAUGUCGACAUUUCUGAUGAUGCUACGAAGUUCUUCUGUCCGGGGUUUGUUGAUACCCAUAUCCACGCAUCACAGUACCCAAAUGUAGGUAUUGGGUUGGGGUGCCAAUUAUUGGAUUGGUUAAAAAAUUACACAUACAAGUUAGAAAACGGAUUUACUAACCCAAAAGAUGAAGAAUGCAUGAAGUUUGCUUAUGAUGUAUACCAUAAGAUCAUUAAGAAGACCCUAGAAAAUGGUACUACUUGUGCUUCAUACUUUACCACCAUAGAUCCUCAUACUACGAUGUUAUUUGCCCGUUUACUCUUAAAACUUGGACAGAGAGGGUUUGUAGGAAAGGUGUGUAUGGACUCGAAUGAUGUCUUCGAAACUUACCAAGAAGAUCACGAUGAUUGUGUAAAAUCUAUGGAAUUAAUCACCUCAUACUACGAGAAUACCAACCCAAAAGGCGAACAAUUGAUAAAACCUAUUGUUACGCCUAGAUUCGCCCCUGUUUGUUCACUGGGGUUAUUAGAAUAUUUAGGUUCAUUAGCUGCCACCAAGGAAUUGUCUAUUCAAACACACAUUAGCGAAAGUCACAACGAGAUUGAAUUAGUUGCAAAGUUAUUUCCAGAAUUUGACAAUUACGCCUCAGUAUACGAUAACUUUAAGCUAUUGAACUCGUCUACAAUAUUAGCUCACGGAAUUCACUUAAAUGAGAAAGAACGGAAAUUAAUUAAAAGUAGAAACUGUUCUAUUUCUCAUUGUCCUACAUCAAAUACGUUUAUUGCCAGUGGGGAAGCCCCAGUUAAAAAGUACUUGUAUGAAGACAAAAUAAAUGUGUCAGUAGGAUCAGAUGUUUCUGGAGGAUACAGUCCGUCGAUUUUGGAAGUAAUCAAACAAACAAUCUUGGUAUCGCAUCAUCUCUCAAUUAAAACGAGGAAUGAAACAGCAUCUGACCCAAAGCUUUCCGUGGCCGAUGCGAUUUACAUGGCAACUCAGGCUGGUGCAAAAGCAGUGGGUUUAGAUAAUAUAAUCGGCUCGUUUGACAUAGGCAAGAGAUGGGAUGCUCAGUUGAUCAACUUGAACUCUGCUAAUUCUAAUAUCGAUAUUUUCCCUUGCAACGUGCCUGACUUGAAGAAUAUCAAUAAAGACACAGAAACUGGCAUACAUAAUUUGUUGGGAAAAUGGAUCUUUUGUGGUGAUGAUAGAAAUUGCGUUAUGGUUUGGUGUAAUGGAAGACUUGUGAUCAACAAGUAG